UCCUAUGUUAACGUAUCAUAAUCGUUGAGGCAGCAAGUUGUCUAUGGCGUUGUUUGCCUAUGGUUAGACUAACCUUCCUCUGCUUGCCGCUAGACAAAGGCAAACUCGGUCUUUCUGUGUUGGGAUGUUUUUAGUUUGAAAGGUAGAAGACUUAAAAAAAGCUACUUUUGUAAAUUAAAUCAAAUAAGAAAUGGAUUACCAAAACCGUGCCGGUGGUAAGACAGGCACUGGUGGCGUGGCGUCAUGGUCGGAGACGAAUAGAGAUCGUAGAGAGCGUCUCCGACAGCUUGCCUUGGAGACCAUCGACAUCAACAAAGAUCCCUAUUUCAUGAAAAACCACUUGGGUUCUUAUGAAUGUAAAUUGUGCCUAACACUUCAUAACAACGAAGGGAGCUACUUGGCGCACACCCAAGGUAAGAAACAUCAGGCCAACCUCGCCCGUCGAGCAGCCAAAGAGGCCAAGGAUUCUCCACAACAGCCUGCACCAGAUAAGCCGAGGAUAGAACCGAAGAAAUUUGUUAAAAUUGGUCGACCUGGUUAUAGAGUAACAAAGCAACGGGAUCCUGAAACGGGACAACAAAGCCUUCUUUAUCAAGUUGAUUAUCCAGAAAUUGCUGAUGGCAUCUUGCCAAGGCAUAGAUUUAUGUCUGCUUAUGAACAGAGGGUUGAACCUCCAGACAGGAAAUGGCAGUAUCUCCUUUUUGCCGCCGAACCUUAUGAAACUAUUGCAUUUAAGGUACCGAGCAGGGAAGUUGACAAAUCGGAGAACAAGUUCUGGACACAUUGGAACAAAGACACAAAACAAUUUUUCCUCCAGUUCGCGUUCAAGAACGACGCUGUCGGCAUCCCUUCACUGGUCACAUCCCUUCCAUCACAUCUGCCUAUGCCACGGCCUCCACAUCUCAUGCCUCCUCCACCUCCGAUGAACGUCCCUCCACCGCCACCAAUGUUCAAUCCCGUUCCACCACCUCCACCUAACCUCAUGAUGGCACCGCCUCCUCCACCAAGCCACCACCAGCCGAUGAUAUUAACAUUAAAAAAGCCUUCGACGAUGAAUGUCAAAAUUUUUUACAUGCUAUUUUUAGUCGCUAAUUCAUAUGGGAAGGAAGAGCAAUUUACUUAUAAAACUUAUAAAGAAAUUUCUGAUUUUUUAUUAGAAAAAGCAGCCAAACAUGAAGACAGCGUAGAACACUUUUCAAUAGGUGAAAGCGUAGAGGGCCGGCCGAUCACCGGGAUAAAGAUCAACAGAGGAAAAUCGCCCAAGCCGACAAUUUUAGUAGAUGGUGGUAUACAUGCCAGGGAGUGGGUUGCACCGGUUGCAGUCGUUCAUUUUAUCGAGCAACUGCUAGACAAUGAUACCAAUUUGGAGAUGACUGAGAAGCUGAACUGGUAUUUAUUGCCGUUGCUCAACCCAGAUGGAUAUGUCUUCUCCAUGGAUUCAAAAACGGGAAGACUCUGGCGGAAGAACCGUGCGAGGACAUUCGACCCGUUCUGUGAUGGAGUGGAUCUCAACAGGAAUUUUGGUUUCAUCUGGGGCGGGCCUGGCUCGAGCGACAACCCUUGUGACAUGAACUAUAGGGGUCCGUUUCCAUUUUCGGAACCGGAAGCAUCAUCUUUUGCCAAUUUUUUCCUACCGAGGGCAAGCGAAAUCCAAAUGUACCUCACGUUCCACAGUGCUGCAACUGCAAUUUUAUAUCCUUGGGGCUACACAGAUCUUGUUCCUACUGACUGGGAUGAACUGGACAGUCUUGGUAAAAAGGUAGCUGCAGAAAUGAUGAAAUUUAAUGGAACAAGGUAUGCAGUGGGUCCAACGACGCACUUAGUUGGAGUUGGCGCGGGAGGAAGUGACGACUGGGCAAAGGGGUCAGUUGGUACCAAAUAUGUCUACACUUUUGAGAUGCCUAGCCAGUCAUUCCCGCAGGCAGGAUUUGACGCCCCAUUGGACGCUCUCCCUACCAUUGCUAAAGAGUCAUUUGUGGGUUUGAAAGUGUUUGCUCAACACCUUUAUUCAAAAUAUGAUAAUAAUACGAUUGAUCAUUGAUUCUAUACCAAACAUAAAUAAUAAUGAAUUA
Cimex lectularius (bed bug) is the source of this 2072-nucleotide messenger RNA. RefSeq names its product putative metallocarboxypeptidase ECM14 (gene Sf3a2). The record is from RefSeq and is a predicted model, not a curated record. Gene Ontology annotation, molecular function: zinc ion binding; nucleic acid binding; metallocarboxypeptidase activity. Gene Ontology annotation, cellular component: nucleus; catalytic step 2 spliceosome; U2 snRNP. The transcript has 14 exons. Lineage: Eukaryota; Metazoa; Arthropoda; Insecta; Hemiptera; Cimicidae. Gene Ontology annotation, biological process: spliceosomal complex assembly; proteolysis. The coding region runs from base 191 to 2041 and encodes 616 amino acids.